UCAGCAACCAUUGUUAAAUUUAGCAACCAGUGGUUAAAUCUGUAAACAGGGUUGUCUAACUUUGACCUAUUCAGCUGCCUUGUUUAGCGCUAAACAGGGCAUUUUAGCGGCGGACGAACUGUCAAUUUAGCAACGCUAUUUAAACGCGGGUAGGGGCAUGUUUACAGCCGUUGUUAGUGAAAAUGGCGGGGUUCGCACGAGACAUCGAAGACGUUGUUAAUAUUCGCGAAGGAUUCGGUGUGAAUGUUGAACAUGUUCGACAUGUGAGACCGCGCAAAGAUCCGUUUGAGGAGUAUAGUGAUCGCGAAUUUCGCAACCGUUAUCGGUUGACGAAAGACGCUGUACACUUCGUGAUUGAUUUGGUGCGAGGAGAUCUGGAACAUCUUUCUGAUCAAGCCUUGAACAUUUCUCCAGCUCUCCAGGUACUGGUGACUUUGAGGUAUUUUGCUAAAGGAUGCUAUCAAACAGAGCUAGGUGAUCUGCAUGGGAUUAGCCAACCGUCAGUGUCACGAAUUGUACACCGGGUGUCACGAGCUAUUGCAGGAGUGUUACCACGUUUUGUUCAUUGGCCUCAGGAUAUAGAGAGGGUGAAACAGGAUUUUUACGAUGUGGCCCACUUUCCAAACAUCGUUGGGUGUGUUGACUGCACACACAUCAAGAUUAAAAAUCCGGAUGGUUCUCGCCCUUUACUGUACUGUAACCGCAAGGGAUUUUAUUCGGUCAAUGUACAAGUUGUGUGUGAUGCUACCAGUCGCAUUACACAUAUUGUCGCUCGAUGGAGAGGCAGUGUUCAUGACUCCAGAAUCUGGAAUAACUGCACCCUGAAGGAUGACUUUGAGCACGGCAGAAAGACAGGCAUUUUAUUAGGUGACAGUGGAUAUGCAUGCACACCAUACAUGCUCACGCCUCUUCUGAACACCCACAAUGCAGCAGAAAGAAGAAGCAUACAAUAGAGCACACAAAGCCACACGUGUGACAGUGGAGUGCUGUUUUGGAAGAUGGAAAUCCAUGUUUCGAGCUCUCCAGAACAACAUGCAAGUGUCACUGGAUACCGCAAAAGCCUGCAUAUCAGCCAUAGCAGUGCUAUACAACAUCAAGCUCAGUUAUGAUGACAACUUUGAAUAUGAUGAUAAUGAGGAUAUCGAAGAUGAGGAGCCUGUAGAAGAGGAGGCGGUAGUAGCAGAACAAAUGGCUGGAAAUUUGUUCCGACAACAAUUUAUUCGCCAACAUUUCCAACGUUAGAUGUGAUCUGCAGGGAUGGCAGGAGCGACUGGUCUCACUGGUGUUGCAGACGGCGACAAGGAAGGUGUUUCUGCAUGCAACGGUUCGGGAACACUAGAAACGUAUUUUAUGUUGUAUUUUAAAUUUUCAAUAUAUAAUUAAUUACAUA
Molecule: messenger RNA, 1390 nt
Organism: Zophobas morio
Lineage: Eukaryota; Metazoa; Arthropoda; Insecta; Coleoptera; Tenebrionidae
Product: putative nuclease HARBI1
Exons: 4
Coding region: 183-953 (256 amino acids)
Source: RefSeq, a predicted model, not a curated record